This is a messenger RNA of Numida meleagris (helmeted guineafowl), 2611 nucleotides long. RefSeq names its product promyelocytic leukemia (gene PML). Gene Ontology annotation, molecular function: zinc ion binding; ubiquitin-protein transferase activity. NCBI's taxonomy places the organism in Eukaryota, Metazoa, Chordata, Aves, Galliformes, Numididae. Gene Ontology annotation, cellular component: nucleoplasm; PML body; chromatin. Gene Ontology annotation, biological process: positive regulation of DNA-templated transcription; PML body organization; intrinsic apoptotic signaling pathway in response to DNA damage. The record is from RefSeq and is a predicted model, not a curated record. Bases 147 to 1787 code for a protein of 546 amino acids. The transcript is spliced from 8 exons.
GGGGAAGGAGGGAGCUGCCGGCGCUUCCUGGUCCGCCCGUCAUGUGGCUGUGACGGCAGAGGGACGCACGGCUCACGGCGGGCUCCUCCUCUUCCCCACGCCUGACUGCAGAAACGAAAGCGAAGCCUUCGGCGCAGUGCCCCGACAUGCCCGGCAGCCCCGAAGUCCCCAGGACCCCCGGGUCCCAAGGAGAUGGCCCUGCCGCCCCCAAGGAGCCGGAGGCCGUGCCCGGACCCUCCCAGCGCCCCACUCCCUCUGGGCCGGCGGUGGAGGACGACUUCCAGUUCGUGCUGUGCGAGGGCUGCCGCCAGGAAUCGCCCAACCUGAAGCUGCUCACCUGCCUGCACACGCUGUGCAUGGGCUGCCUGAGCGAGAACAAACCCGUGGGGCAGUGCCCCGUGUGCCAGGCGCCCAUCCCGCAGCCCAACGGCAUCCCCGACACGGACAACGUGCUGUUCUCCAGCCUGCUGGCCCGCCUGCGCGUCUACCGGCGCAUUGUCAGCGGGGCCGAGCUGUUGUGCGACAACUGCAGGAGCGCCAGUGAGUACUGGUGCCCGGAGUGCAAGGAGUUCCUGUGCACCAAGUGCUUUGAGACCCACCAGCGCUACGUCAAGAGGGAGAACCACGAGGCCAAGAGGGUGCAGGACAUCAGGGUGGGAUCGCCGCAGGAGUUCCUUGAGGGCACCAGGAGGGCCGGCAGCUCGUCCUGCUCCAUCCCGACCCACCUGAACCAGAGCCUAAGCAUCUACUGCAAGCAGUGCCGCAAGGCGGUGUGCUGCAUCUGCGCACUGCUGGAUGCCACUCACAGCGGGCAGCACUGCGACGUCAGCAGGGAGGCCCAGCUGCGGCGGGACGAGCUGGUGGCGCUGGGGAAGGAGCUGGAGCAGCAGCGGGGCGGCUUUGAGGCGUUGCACGUGGUGCUGCUGGAGGAGGUGGUGCAGCUGGAGGCGGCGGGGCAGGGGGCGCGGGAGCUGGUGCAGCGGCGCGUGGAGGAGCUGGUGAGUCUGAUCCGGGACAAGGAGGAGGAGCUGCUGGCGCUGGUGGAGGAGCGGCAGAACCGGGGUCGGCGGGAGCUGGAGGGGGAGCUGCGGCGCGUGGAGGCCGUGCUGCGGCGGAUGGAGGCGGGCGAGCGGCUGGUGGAGAAGAUGGGCCUGUACGCCACGGAGCAGGAGGUGAUGGACAUGCAGCCCUUCAUCAAGGACGCGCUGGAGGAGCUGCGGCGGCAGCAGCCGGCGGCGGCCGGGGGGCUGGUGCUGCACGAGGACUUUGCCGAGUGCCGUGCCAGGCUGCAGGUGCUGGCCGUGUGCAUCGAGGGGCUGCGAGGUGGCACUCCUCAGCCAGUCCCCGCGGUGGAGGUGGCCGUGGAGAACAACUUGCAGGAGGAGCCCCCGCAGCACAACAGCCAGGACAUCGAGCCCACCUUCACCAUCAGCCUCGCCGAUGUGGGGGUGAGCACGGUGUCCCAAGCCACCAAGUGGCCCAAGCGGUGCCAGUCCCGCGUGGAGAAGAGCAGCCAGAUCUCACCCAAGCUGCUGAAGCUGGAGCGGGAUGCCGGCGAGCCCAGCUCGAGCCAGUGGGACAGCAGAGGGGAGCCCAGCUUGAGCCAGUGGGACAGCAGAGGGGAGCCCAGCACGUCUGUGCCGAGCCACAACGGCCGCAUCCCCCCCUCCAAGGCCAGCAGGAGCCGCACUCAGGAUGCAGAGGAUGGCAACAUCAUCAUCUGCAUCUCAGAGGACAGCGAGGAGGACACGGUGAUGAGCGUGACAUCGGACUUCACUGCUUGCUGAGCUGCCCUCCCCCCGCCCCAUCUCUCCCUGCCCUGGCAGGCAGCAAACCCGCCUAGAUUUGCCUGGAGGUGGGGGCCCACGUGGCAGCAUCCCCAGGGGCACAGGGACAGCUCUGGACAUAGGGACAGCUCUGGGUAUAGGGAUAGCUCUGGGUUUAGGGACAGCUCUGGGCAUAGGGACGGCUCUGGGCAUAGGGACAACUCGAGCUUGGGCUCUUCUCUGAGAAAGAAUUAAAGGAUUAAAGGAUGUAGGAGCCUGAAACUGUCCGUGGUAUCACCCUCCAACGGGGCUCCCACUGAGAUACAGAGGUGGAGGUAUGGAGGUGGAGAUAUGGGGGCAGAGGAUCCCCACUUUUUAAACUUUUCUUCCUGCUUAAGCUUCAGGCUGCGCUCAGAUAGCACAAACCUCACGCUGCUGCAGGGAGAACUGCUCAAGCCAUCGCCGGUAGCGCUUCUUUCCAUAGGACACCGAUGCUCGAGCCCCUCCGCCGCCCCAUUCUGACAGAGAUUACCACAGAGCUCCCUGGGAAAAUUAUUGCCAGCUAAAAAAAACACACACACACACACACAAAAGAAAAAAAAACCAAAAAAAAACCCCACACUGUUUUCUUAUGAAAUUCUUACCUGCACGCUCAGAUGCUGCAGCCCAGCGGCCAGGCAGAGGCUGUGGGAUGGGAUCGCUGCUGGGAUCGCCCCACGAGCAGCAUCACUGCUGGCUGGCCGAGCAUCCUCCAGCAUUUCGUUUUGUAAGGAACCUCCUCCUCACGCUGAAGUUUCUCUUUUUUUGCUUUUUUUUUUACCCAAUAAAGCUGUUUCCGGAUCAAA